AUGCUACCCGUUAGGCCACUACUUCCUCAAAUGGAACUCUUGGGACUUCUACCAUUCAUGGUACCAUCCAUCCUCUUGAGAGGUGUCCGAGACCCUGGGCUGGUUGAGGGAUUCUUCUUAAGGUCAUGUCCUCAUAUCAGAGUAAAGUGUGAAAUCCAAGAACUGGACCAAUGUCGGAAGAGCACCCAGUGCCCGGACAGAAUGAAGUGUUGCUGGUUCAGCUGUGGAAAGAAAUGUAUAGACAUCUCAGAAGACGUAUGCAGUAUGCCAAAGAAAGUUGGCCCUUGCUUGGCCUACCUUCCGCGCUGGUGGUAUAAUAAAGAAACUGAACUCUGCACCAAGUUCAUCUAUGGCGGUUGCCAAGGGAACCUUAACAAUUUCCAAUCCCAAGCUGUCUGCUCUGUCACCUGCAAAAGAAAACGUAUAUCCAGUUGGAUAUGCACCAGGCACUGCCCGCAGGCCAAGGGAGUGUCACCCACCUUUUACCCACUGAACUACAAGCUCUGCGAGGGGGUGAUGGUCACUUUUCGGUCACAGCCUCAGUAUUGA
This is a messenger RNA of Dipodomys ordii (Ord's kangaroo rat), 549 nucleotides long. Its product is annotated as WAP four-disulfide core domain protein 6A-like. Bases 1 to 549 code for a protein of 182 amino acids. NCBI's taxonomy places the organism in Eukaryota, Metazoa, Chordata, Mammalia, Rodentia, Heteromyidae. Gene Ontology annotation, biological process: negative regulation of peptidase activity. The transcript has 5 exons. Gene Ontology annotation, cellular component: extracellular region. Gene Ontology annotation, molecular function: serine-type endopeptidase inhibitor activity. The record is from RefSeq and is a predicted model, not a curated record.